AUGCUUCGAAAUGCUGCCAACGCAGCUCGCAAAGCUGUUACAGAGCUGUCGCAAUAUCCCAAGCCAGGCGACAAGCUUCAUGGCUUCACCCUUGUGCGCUCCAAACAUGUCCCUGAGUUGGAACUGACGGCAUUGCAUCUGCAACACGAUAAGACUGGUGCUGACUACCUGCACAUUGCUCGAGAAGACAGCAACAAUGUUUUCUCCAUCGGCUUUAAGACGAACCCUCCGGACGACACCGGUGUUCCGCAUAUUCUCGAGCACACGACUCUAUGCGGUAGCAACAAGUAUCCCAUUCGCGAUCCCUUUUUCAAGAUGCUACCCCGGACUCUUUCCAACUUCAUGAACGCCUUUACAGCCUCCGACCACACUUUUUACCCGUUUGCGACCACAAAUGCGCAGGACUUCAAGAAUCUCAUGUCUGUAUAUCUGGAUUCUACCUUGCAUCCACUGCUUAAACAGUCUGAUUUCACCCAAGAGGGGUGGAGGAUUGGGCCCGAGAACCCUCUUGGAGAGACUGCCGAGAGCAAGAAACUGGUGUUUAAGGGUGUGGUGUACAAUGAAAUGAAGGGUCAAAUGUCGGAUGCUGGGUAUCUCUUCUACAUUCGUUUCCAGGAUCACAUAUUUCCGGCUAUCAAUAACUCAGGUGGCGACCCUCAAAAGAUUACCGACCUGACUUAUGACCAGCUCAAAAAUUUCCACGCCAACCACUACCACCCUAGCAACUCCAAGCUGUUUACCUACGGUGACAUGCCCUUGUUUGACCAUUUGCAAGAGUUAGAUGCUAGAUUGCAGGCGUUUGCAAAGAAAAAUAUCGACGAAGAAAUUCACCAACCAAUAGACCUUGAUGGCCCUUACGAAGUCACACUCAAGGGCCCCAUGGAUCCCCUUGUCGACCCUGAUCGUCAGUAUAAGACUUCAGUGUCAUGGAUCACUGGAGAUACUACUGAUGUCGUCGAGUCUUUCUCCAUCGCAUUACUCUCUACCCUUCUGAUGGAUGGCUAUGGCUCGCCUCUCUAUCGCGGCCUAAUCGAGACUGGCAUGGGAGCUGACUGGAGCCCGAAUGCGGGAUAUGAUAGCUCUGCCAAGCGAGGAAUUCUUUCCAUUGGCCUGACUGGAGUCCAAGAAUCCGAUGUUCCCAAGCUGAAGGAAACAGUCCAAGGAAUAUUGAAGCAGGCUCGUGAUAAUGGCUUCGACAAAACUAAGAUUGAUGGGGCGUUGCACCAAUUAGAGCUGUCUCUGAAGCACAAGACCGCCAAUUUUGGGUUCUCUAUGCUCAAUAGACUUAAGCCAAAGUGGUUCAAUGGAACCGACCCGUUUGACUCUCUCGCCUGGAACGACACCAUCUCAGCAUUCCGGGCGAAGCUGGCCGAAGGCGGUUAUCUCGAGGGUCUUAUUGACAGGUACCUACUUAACGACAAUACCAUGAUCUUCACAAUGGCACCGUCUAUUACUUUUGGAGAGGACCUUGCAAGGGAAGAACAGCAGCGUCUUUCUUCCAGGAUUGAUGAUGCUAUUCAGAGCGCUGGGGGCGAGGAGAAGGCUCGACAGAAGUUUGAGCAGCAAGAGCAGGAGCUUCUUGUCGAGCAAAAUAAGACCAAUUCCGAAGAUCUCAGCUGUCUGCCGACUGUCCACGUGAAAGAUAUUCCAAGAGCGAAAGAGCCAGUAGUUGUGCGUGACGAAGUUCAAAAUGGCACAGCAAUUCAAUGGCAUGAGGCACCCACGAAUGGAUUGACCUAUUUCCGUGGCAUCAAUACCUUGGAAAAUUUACCCGACGAUCUUAGAGAACUUGUUCCUCUCUUCACGGAUAGCAUUAUGCGCCUUGGAACUAAGGAUAUGGCCAUGGAGCAGCUCGAGGACCUGAUCAAGCUGACCACUGGCGGAGUCUCUGUGGGAUACCAUUCCACUCCAUCACCCACCGACUACAGUGCAUCUAGCGAAGGCAUCGUUUUUACUGGCAUGGCCUUGGAUCGAAAUGUCCCUGUCAUGUUCGAUAUUCUCCACAAGCUAGUCCUAGAGACGAAUUUUGAUGCUCCUGAGACAGCCCUCCGUAUUAGACAGCUGCUCCAAGCCUCCGCGGAUGGCAUUGUUAACGAUAUUGCCUCGUCGGGCCAUCGCUUUGCUGUGGGCUAUGCUGAAUCAAGCAUUACACGAAGCGCAUGGCUACGCCAACAAGUUGCCGGUCUUUCCCAGGUUAAACUAGUAACUCGGCUAGCCGGGCGCCCAGAGUCCGAUCAGUUUGAAGACGUCAUCAGCAAAUUGAAGCAAAUCCAACAGUUUGCCCUGUCAAGCGACAACAUGCGAACGGCAAUCACCUGUGGUACCGAGAGCGUAACCCAAAACUCUAACUCCCUCCAGUCCUUUAUGAAGGCUCUCCCUCAAGGUGUUUCGGAUUUGAAGAACCCGGAGCCGCGGAGACUCCCCACUGACCGCAAGACUUUUUUCCCCCUACCUUAUCAAGUAUAUUAUGGAGGAUUGUCUGUACCGACAGUGUCCUACACGGCGCCUGAUGGCGCGCCGCUUCAAAUACUCUCACAGCUCCUCACCCACAAGUACCUGCAUCACGAGAUUCGCGAGAAGGGCGGAGCCUACGGUGGUGGAGCCAUGUACAAGCCGCUAGAUGGUCUGUUUGGCUUCUACUCUUACCGUGACCCUAAUCCCCAAAAUACCAUGAGCAUUAUGCGAAAUGCGGGCAGGUGGGCCGUCAAUAAAGAAUGGUCGGAUCGUGAUCUAGAGGAGGCCAAGAUUUCAGUCUUCCAGGCCGUCGAUGCACCUAAGGCUGUCAACCAAGAGGGCAUGGGCAAAUUCCUCUCCGGCAUCACGGAGGACAUGAGACAAAAGAAGAGGUAUCAACUCCUGGAUGUGUCAAAGGACCAGGUCAAGGAAGCUGCGCAGAAAUAUCUCGUAGACGCAAUAGAAAGAGGUGAGGAGCGUACGGCUUUCCUCGGCGAGCGUCAGUCAUGGGUGGAUGAUUCGUGGAAGACGCAGGAGAUGAAUGUCGCAGUUGGCGAAUGA
This is a messenger RNA of Metarhizium brunneum ARSEF 3297, 3015 nucleotides long. It is a transcript of the gene CYM1, whose product is annotated as Mitochondrial presequence protease. The record is from RefSeq and is a predicted model, not a curated record. Gene Ontology annotation, molecular function: metalloendopeptidase activity; metal ion binding. Gene Ontology annotation, cellular component: mitochondrial matrix. Lineage: Eukaryota; Fungi; Ascomycota; Sordariomycetes; Hypocreales; Clavicipitaceae. Gene Ontology annotation, biological process: protein processing.